Camelina sativa (false flax) is the source of this 1265-nucleotide messenger RNA. The record is from RefSeq and is a predicted model, not a curated record. NCBI's taxonomy places the organism in Eukaryota, Viridiplantae, Streptophyta, Magnoliopsida, Brassicales, Brassicaceae.
AAGAUAUGGACAGAAUCAGCGGGUUAUGUGAUGAGCUGCUUAUUAAGAUAUUAUUGUAUGUUCCGACUAAAGUUGCUGUAUCCACUAGCAUUUUGUCUAAACGAUGGGAGUAUCUUUGGAUGUGGUUGCCUAAACUUGAUUACGAUAGUAGGUAUGAUUCACCCUCUGAAUGCAAGAGGUUAGGGUGUUUUCUUGACAAAAAUCUGCCAUUGCAUAGAGCUCCGGUUAUAGAAAGCUUCCGUCUUAACUUUAGUAGUUCAAAACUUAAACCUGAGAGUAUCAAGAUGUGGGUUGUAAUAGCAGUUUCUCACUGCUUACGUGAGCUUGAGAUUAUUUAUGAUUCUUAUACGGAGAAGCCAAACAUAUUGCCGAGUAACUUGUAUACCUGCAAAUCGCUCGUGAUCUUGAAGCUGAAAGGCGAUAUUCUCUUGGAUGUUCCUCGAGUGGCUUUUCUUCCCUCUCUGAAAACUAUGCAUCUUCGAAGUGUGAGAUACCUUAAUGUUGAAGAAUCUCUUCACCGGCUUCUAUCUAACUGCCCUGUUCUUGAUGAUUUAUUGGUGGAUCUAUGUGAGUAUGACACCAUGGGAAAGCUAACUGUUGUUGUCCCAUCGUUGCUGAGUUUAUCACUCUAUAUACCUGAUUAUUAUGAUAUAGAUGGGAUUGUGAUAGACACUCCUUCGUUAAAGUAUUUUAAACUGAGAGAUCAUAAUAUAAAGAGUCACUACUGUUUGGUGGAGAAUAUGCCAAACCUGAUCGAGGCAGAUUUAGAUGUUGAAUUACCUUACAUCAAGAGUGUUGUUCGAUCGAUCACAUCUGUCAAGCGUCUUGCAAAAUGUUCAGAGGCUAUGUAUGGUCAAGGUUUUGUCUUCAACCAGCUUGUACAUUUGGAGAUAUGUAUGUGCAAAGAGCAUUCGUCGGAUUUACUUGUCCCACUGCUCAGAGAUUCUUCUAGCUUACAAGUACUAGACCUUAUCCUUAUAGAUUAUCAUGAAGAGAUUAGUGAAAUGGAAUACUGGAAUCAACCAAGUACUGUUCCUGAAUGUGUGUUGUCGAGGCUACAAACUCUCGACUGGUCAGUAUACAGAGGAACACCGGGAGAGAGAGAUCUUGCAGUUUAUAUCUUAAAAAAUGUCGUUCACUUCAAGACUAUGAAAAUCACGUCAUGUGAAAUGGAUGUACAACGACAAUUUGAGAUGAUUAAGGAGUUGGCACUUUCUUCAAGAGCUUCAACAACAUGCCAACUCGUGUUUGAUUGAGAUCAUUGA